This is a messenger RNA of Pygocentrus nattereri (red-bellied piranha), 3925 nucleotides long. RefSeq names its product activating transcription factor 7b (gene atf7b). The coding region runs from base 933 to 2174 and encodes 413 amino acids. The transcript is spliced from 10 exons. Lineage: Eukaryota; Metazoa; Chordata; Actinopteri; Characiformes; Serrasalmidae. Gene Ontology annotation, biological process: regulation of transcription by RNA polymerase II. Gene Ontology annotation, molecular function: DNA-binding transcription factor activity, RNA polymerase II-specific; cAMP response element binding. The record is from RefSeq and is a predicted model, not a curated record.
UUGCAAACACCACCACUUGCAGAGGAUAACAGCUGCAGCACCCAUCAGCGUUUUAUCACUCUUUCCCGAGCGGUUCCCCACAUUGGCGCUUUCGCGAAUAUCCCAAGCGUCAGCACAAACGGUGGCGGUGAAUUAGCAUUAGCCCAUUAGCUCAGCCUAGCAGAAACACACCAUGUAAGCAGCAGCUAACAGUUAGUUAGCGUGAGACGGACGGCGUUUGUGUUGUAGAUAGCUGCUCGUAAAACUCUUCACUUCACCAUAGACCUGCUCUGUGCUUGCCCUCUUCCUGCGUUUGUGGCUGUCUUUAAUAAUAGUGUGUCGGUGUGCCCGUCUUCAUGUGCUCGGUGUGUUGUCAGCUGGUGAGGAUAUAACUAAGCUAACGUUAGCUAGCAACUGUCGUUAUGUCUCAGCUCGCCUUCCCCGAUAUAAACCACCCAUUUGCACCGUCGAAUUUAUUUAUGUAUAUUUGUGAUUACGUUUAAGCAAACGGGUAGCUUUUUGACAGGUAUGCUAGAUUAGCAGACUGGCUGUUUCACCCUUUCCUUCUCCUGAUGUUAGUACGACACAGUUAGCAUCUUACUGUAACCUACAGGCUCGGGCGGAAAUGCAAUGUACGCACAUACAUGAUGUACAAUCGACCGCCAGUGUGUAUCGCCACCGUGUAUAACAGUCAUGUGUCUGAAGGGACGUAAAGUGUGUUGUUUCAUCAAAAUCAAGUCCGCAUCUGAAACGCCUUGUACUGUGAGAAAUAGCUUCGUUGUGUGUAGCUAUUUGAGAGGAAUUCCGCUGAUCACUCUAAUCACUUUCCUGAAUUCUUGGCUCUUACGGUGAAGCAUAACUGUUCUUUUUGCUGGAUGGUGUUGUAGAAGUGACACAGGAACAGUUUGAUGUAAAAUGGGGGACGAUCGACCUUUUGUGUGCUCAGCCCCAGGAUGUGGACAGAUCAGACACCCACUCCCACCCGCUUUUUAAAGAACUGUGAGGAGGUGGGUUUGUUCAGUGAGCUAGAUGGCUCCUUCGAACAGGAGCUUCGCAAAACACAGGAGGAGGAGGAGAGGAGAGCCAAGACUACGCUUUCUGCUCUGCAAAUUCCAUCUGAAAUGGAGAGAGAAGGACCUCUGGAGAUUGACUCCUCACCUCCUGACAGCCCUUCAUCUGCUUCUAGCAUGACAGACAGCAAAGACUCAGUGCCAGUGACGAAGGAGCCUGUUGCAUUGAGGAAGAACAAGGAUAUGCCUCCAAGGACUACAGCAAGCUCUGCACCUACACCCACAAUAGUACGACCAGGGUCCCUCCCUCUUCACCUAGGAUACGACUCUAUGAACCCCACUCAACCCUCGCCUACUUCUGUCAUCACAAGGACCCCUCCCUCCAACAGACUCAGUUCUCCCUCUGGUUCCUUUCCUAUGAUGAUGCAGCUUCCAAAUGGUCAGACCGUUCCUCUGCUUCCUAGCCCUGGACAAACGUCAGUCAUAUCUUUGGCCCGGUCAUCAAAUACGGUGCCCAACAUCCCUGGUAUUCCUGGCCCUCCUAUUGGUGGAAGCAGCAGUGGUUCCUCCUCUCCAUCUGGAUACAGUUCUCAUAAUGAUGCCAAGAUGAGGCUCAAGGCAGUACUGUCACCACAGAGUGUAAGUGGACUAACACCAACCCAGAAAACUGAGCCCAAUGAGACACCUUCACCAGCUCAACCACAGGUGUCUCCGGCUCCGCCGAGAGGUGGACGCAGGCGCCGGGGGCAAGAGACAGAACCUGAUGAGCGCAGACGCCGCUUCCUGGAAAGGAACAGAGCUGCUGCCUAUCGUUGCCGGCAGAAGCGCAAAGUGUGGGUCAGUGCUCUAGAGAAGCGUGCAGAGGAGCUUGCCACAACUAACGUCACACUCACGAAUGAAGUGUCUCUGUUGAGGGCUGAAGUGACCCGUUUGAAAGAAUUGCUGCUGGCUCAUAAGGACUGCCCUGUUACUGCCAUGCAGAAAAAAGCAUACCUAGCUGCAGGUGUUGAUGAGAGUGCAGUGUCAGCGAUGGUGUUGCCGGUCUCAGUUCCAGCUCCAGUAUCUGUAAACGGAUUGAGCAUGAGAGCAGCAGAGGCUGUGGCCGUUUUGGCCGGAAUGGGCUCUGGCCAGUGGAGCAGUCCAGCUGGAGACGUGCCGUCCCAGUCACAGCCCACCUCCAGAUGAUGACCAUGUGCUUCAGCCUGUGAGGACAGGGCAUCUGUCUUGAGGAAGUAGGCCUGUUAAAGAAGUCCAGUGACAGAUCUCUUCCCUCGGAACAGUUAGAAUGUGUUUGUAAAUGCCCUUCGUAUGUGGCAAAUGGGAACAAUCGUUAUGACCUGACCACACCCAGUUUCUCACCUUCAGCGUUUCACGGUCUCUCCUGUUACUUUGGGCUACUGUAGCUAGAGAUUGCAGCGUUUUUUUUUUUCUUCUUUGGACUAAGUGGCCUGAGAGUGUGACCUGUCGCAGGAUGUCGCUGGCAGACUAUAGAGACUAGGACGCACUGCAGUAAAAAACUUGUAAAGACUCACUAUGUUAUCUCACACCCAUGUACACGCAUUUAGAGUCCUUCAGCACGCUUAUGCACUGUUGUGCUCACUUGAUAUUUUGUUGUUUGCAGGUGUUGCUCAUUUUAGAUUUUUAAUCGACGCUAAAAUAUUAUUUUCUAAAUAUUUGACUGCAUGAUUCAAACCACAUAAGAUAGAUGAGUACCACAUUAUGCAGACACAUUUGGCAUUCUGUUGAUCUCUUUCUAAUGCUUUCCCUUUUUUUCUCUCUGUGUCUUGGUAAACCUAAAAUCAUUUCUCUCAGGUCUCUCCUGCUGUGUGGCUGUGGUAGUCAAUGUGGGAAUUCUCUUGCCUCUUGUUAGUGUAACUGAAAGCCACAGAAUAGACUUGUCUGGAGAUGAAGAGCAAUAUAUUUUUAUAUUUGAAUGUCAUUAUCAGUCUGCAUUUCGUGGCCUAUGUAUGAGAUGUACGGGUAGCUUAACCACAAACAAGUGUGUGAUUGCUUUUAUCUUUAAGGAAAUAAUCUGCUCGGUUGAAUCACAUUUUUGUUUCUUUAUGCAAGAAGCCAAAAAUCCUUUACAUUAGAGGUUGUACCCAAAAGUUUCAGGUUAUCAGGUUUCAAGCGUGGGAACACAGAAAUGCACCAACAUGACCCCACUUCUUGCAGUUCAUUGAUUGUGUGCAUGUGUAUCAUUGAUUUGUAUUGUACAUGUGUAUGAAUGUGAGAGAGUUUUAUCAUUCUGGAGCACAUUUCUCAUUAAGGGGUUUAUCAAUCAGAAUGUCUAUUACAUCAGAAUUUGAUUUAUAACAAAUGGAAGGAGCUGCAAAGUCCUUUGUCAUUGAAUGUUUGUGUAUGGCUUGUUUAGUAACUGAAAAACCCACACUUGAACACAGUGUCAAACCACCCCCUCCUUUCAGUCCUAUUUUAACGAUAUCAUUCGAACAACUGCUAAUUAUUGUAUCAACAUUAUGUUCACUGCCUUGGUAUAAUUUCAGCCUGGAUGCUUUGUUUUGUUCAGGUUCAUCUUUACAUCCCAGUUUUUUGUUUUUUGACUUUUUUAUUUUUGGUUGUGACUUGUUUACUGUUUAUGGAUUAUUUUUCCUCAGCAGUCAUAUCAGUCCCUGUGAGGCCUACCCGUUCUUGUCUGGUAGUGUGCUUUCUCACCUGCAGCAGUACAUUGUGAAAGAGGAGCUUUUCUCAGUGUGUAUCACUAACUGAUCCGAAAGUGUGCAACUCGUCAGACAAACCCUUUAACCAGAGCUGUAAAUAUCACUAAAUAUGAAAUGCGCAUAUAUGUCCAAGCAUUGCUGUCUGUACAAUAUUAACUAAAUGAGAUGGUCCUGAAGAUAUAUUGUAAUAAUUAAACAUUAAUGAAAUUCAAAAGUGUGCUAAAUUGAGAUGCAUGUCAUUAAAUUGACAUUUAAGGA